UUUCGCACAGCUGUUCAAUGUGCAUCUCGCGUUCACGUCAAUGACGUCAAUUUGCACUUGUGUAAUGCCAGAGGUUUGGAAAUGCUCUCUAUCUCUCUCUCUAGGACCUAUGUAUGGAUGGGUACAUAUUUACAUUCAGCGGAUUUGAACUGGUUCAACUGCACGUUAUUUUAGAGGGUGAAAUCAAUUAGGACUCAAAGGCAAACAGUGCUUUAAACAGAUAGAUAAUUGCUAUCAAGCCCUUGAAGAUCAGUAAAAUUGUACGACGUGAUUUCGGGUCAGGAGUAAAGGACAAGAAAUUCCAGGAUGUCAAAUGGACCGAAAACAAAAGAAGAACCUCCACAAGUUUCGGAAGUUGUUCAAAAAUUUAUCCAGCGUUUCCAAAAAUCCCUCAAGAGUGAAUCAGCUUCAUCGACCCAGACCCUCUACAAAUACAUUUCCGACAAGCUGGUCUUAUGUGAGUCAAGUGCCAUCGCAGAACUCGUGGAACACGAGAAAUUCUUCUUGAUGCUCUACGAACAAAUCUACUACCGUCAAGUUCACAAUUCAAAAAAGCCGCCGACAUUAAACCAACGAAUCAAAUCCUUUGGAAACUAUCAGAAUCUCUUUCACAAUUUUCUAGAACAAAAAGCAUCUCUAAAAUUGAUAUUGCCAGAUCAGUGGCUCUGGGAUAUUGUCGACGAAUUCGUAAGUCAAUACGAAUCCUUUUCUCACUACCGAGAAAAUCUAAAGAACAAAAGAGAGGAUGAGAUAGAAUCUUUGAAAGCCAAUGAAAACCUAUGGGACCUUUUAUACGUUUUAGAAACUCUGUUUAAGUUACUAAAUGCAGCAAAGACUGUAAUCAAAUAUAAAACUCCUUUACCAAGCCGCUUACUUUACAUUAAACUUGGCCACUUUGCCAUUUAUGGUCUUCUUCGAGUUCACACAUUGCAAGCAGAUUAUUUAAAUGCUAUUAAAAUUUUGGACGAAAGACGCCUCUUCCCAACAAAAAUGAGCAAAACUGUAUUCUCAAGUAUAGCAGGUUGUCAAUUCUCAGUAGCAUAUCACGCCAGUUUUUCCUAUGUGAUGAUGAGAAGAUACGUUGAUGCAAUCGACAUCAUUGUUAACACUUUAGACCACUUUCAGAAAAGCAUUCAAGUGUUUAACGAGCAAAGUUAUCAGAAUGACAAAAUUAGAAAAUACGUAAAGAAAAUGUUAAAUCUUCUCUGCAUUUGCUUCGUUCUGCGCCACAUACUUCAAACAGUAACACAUUUUUAUAUUAGCAAAAAUGUAAUUAACAAACUCAUGAAAGGCAACAAAUGUGAUAAAAGAAUCAACACCUUGGAAGAUCAACUGGAUAAGAUGCACCGCCCUGAGUUCAAAUCAUGCUUUUUAGAGUCUAGUCCUGGAUUCGUUCUGCCAAAAGCUCCGAACUUGGAAGAACUUGGGGAGGAUCACAGCAAAGUGGCCACUGAAUAUCAAUUAAGCAUUUUCAUGAACGAGCUCACGUAUCACCAUUUAAUACCGUUUGUGAGAUUCGAAAUGUUUGCAGAAUAUGCUUCGGGAAAAUAUAUUUAUUUAUUGCCUUUUGUAAAGGAUUUUGUUUUGUGGGAGGUCAUGGAUCAAGCUAACGUAGACUUUUCUGAAAUCCAGGCUAGUUUAGAACGCCCAAGCGAUGUGCUCAAAGCAGAAGGAAUUAAACAUUUCCUUCGAAUAAAGCACAAACUAACAAAUGCUGUGAGGACAGUGGAUCCAAUGUCCUCUGGCUUAGAUUGCACGCUUGAAACAUCUUCUGGGAAUGAUUUCUACAUAGACCGAGGAGCCAUUGAAGUUAUUGGAGAUGCAUUUUUCGAGCGGGAAGAAGAUUAAAAAGCUGCAACUACGUAUUAAAUUUUAAGUUAUUCUAAAAUAUUCCUUUGCUAUAAAAUUUGAUAAGAUGUAAAAUUUUAGAACUGUUAAAGUGAUCAGUACUGUUAGGUAGUUUUGCCAUGUUUGUAUUUUAAUUUAUGUACUGAAUUCACUUUUAACGGUUAUUUAUCCUGUAAAAAUAUUACGCUAUUUUUAUAUACGUAUACAUAAUUUUUUACAUGCAUGUUAAUGCGUAUUACCCAAAUCAUUUGUGAGUCAGAGUAUUUUAGGAACAACUAAUUCAGGAUGUUUUCCAUUCUGGAUAUUUCUAUAAUUUAUUUUUCCAAUAAGCAUUUUUUUAAAUAUCCUGAAUGAAUUAACCAUAAAAUGCAAAAUAAUAGUACAAACCUGAAACCAUUGUAUUUUGUUUAUCUUUUGUAGACGUCUCAGGCUCAGCUCAAGAAUAAAAGACCUUUUAUUUAUAUAAAUUAACUAUUUGGUUUGGAAAUAUUGUGUGCUUUAUAUUGAAUUAAUUCUCAAUUUAAUUGAAAUAGAAUAUAAAAUUCAUCUUUAAACAUUUUUAUUUUGAAAUUCUUAAACUCUUCAGUCAAAAAUGUUAUAUUAUUUAGGAAAAGUAUUAUUAUACAUGUAUGGCAUUUCAGAGUUUUUAAGAUUCUAAAUCUGUAAAGGACAUCUGACUUUGUUUUUUGUAUUUUUGUAAGAAAAAUUCCAAUAAAAAGACAUAUUUUCUUAAA
Molecule: messenger RNA, 2582 nt
Organism: Belonocnema kinseyi
Lineage: Eukaryota; Metazoa; Arthropoda; Insecta; Hymenoptera; Cynipidae
Product: eukaryotic translation initiation factor 3 subunit L-like
Exons: 3
Coding region: 307-1848 (513 amino acids)
Biological process (GO): translational initiation
Cellular component (GO): cytoplasm; eukaryotic translation initiation factor 3 complex
Molecular function (GO): translation initiation factor activity
Source: RefSeq, a predicted model, not a curated record